AUGUGCUCAACAUCGUACCACGAUGCGCUAGCACUGCGAUCUCUUCAACGCUACAGCUAGCUCUUAUUUCGCUCGCUCACAUGAAGCUCUAUUUCUUAUGGCAGGCAUAAAUACUUGCUCUUCCCUACUUCUGCUGCCUCUGCCCUACUCCUGUUCAUCCCUUUACUACUCGCUCAUGUUUCGAAAUACAUUGCCCACAGGUGGCCGGUGCACCUGUCAAAUAUGCCUAGUUCUGAGAGCCUUGACGGUACGGUAUACGGACCAGCCGUCGCCCGUCACUGUACCGUGGCUAUACGGCCGUAUACCGUAUACGGUACGGUGCGAAGCCCUAAUUACCAUUGAAACACUGUUGCCACCGAGUAUUAUCAGUACCUGAUAGGCUCACAAAGUGGCGGUGGCAGGAGAAGGUAUGUGUAUCUGGGAGUUAUCAGCGCACAUUUCUACCCGAAAGCCUACCUUUCCCAGUGGGAUGGUGGUUGAUCGGAUGCAAGAAAAA
Desarmillaria tabescens is the source of this 496-nucleotide messenger RNA. RefSeq lists its product as uncharacterized. NCBI's taxonomy places the organism in Eukaryota, Fungi, Basidiomycota, Agaricomycetes, Agaricales, Physalacriaceae. The record is from RefSeq and is a predicted model, not a curated record. The coding region runs from base 98 to 376 and encodes 92 amino acids. The transcript has 2 exons.